Molecule: messenger RNA, 2242 nt
Organism: Cheilinus undulatus (humphead wrasse)
Lineage: Eukaryota; Metazoa; Chordata; Actinopteri; Labriformes; Labridae
Gene: snw1
Product: SNW domain containing 1
Exons: 14
Coding region: 64-1680 (538 amino acids)
Biological process (GO): mRNA splicing, via spliceosome
Cellular component (GO): spliceosomal complex
Source: RefSeq, a predicted model, not a curated record
GCGCAGUCUCCUUUUAGCACUGAGUGCGCAUGCUCAGUUCUCUGCUAAGGAAGAUAGAGGAAAAUGUCUCUAACGAGCUUUUUACCGGCGCCGACCCAGUUGUCCCAGGACCAGCUGGAGGCAGAGGAGCGCCUCCGAGCCCAAAAGUCCUACUCCACCGCCCUGGUUGCUUCCCGCAGAGAUCCCCCUCCUUAUGGACACAGAAAAGGCUGGGUACCCCGCUCCCUUGAGGACUUUGGAGAUGGAGGAGCUUUCCCAGAGAUCCAUGUGGCCCAGUUUCCUCUGGAGAUGGGUCGGAAGAAGAAGACAUCGAAUGCCCUGGCUGUACAGGUGGACGCAGAAGGAAAGAUCAAAUAUGACGCCAUAGCCAGACAAGGACAGAGCAAGGAUAAGGUGAUCUUCAGUAAGUACACAGACCUUCUUCCAAAGGAAGUUUUGAAUGAGGAUGCUGCUGAACUUCAGAGGCCUGAUGAGGAUGCUAUCCAAGAGCUCACAGAGAAGACUCGGGCUGCUUUGGACAAACAGGUUUCUCAAAAGAUUGCAGCUGCUAUGCCCGUAAGAGCUGCAGACAAACAAGCUCCAGCACAAUAUAUCAGAUAUACACCGUCCCAGCAGGGAGUGGCAUUUAACUCAGGGGCCAAACAGAGGGUGAUUCGGAUGGUGGAAAUGCAGAAGGAUCCAAUGGAGCCACCCCGUUUCAAGAUCAAUAAGAAGAUUCCUCGGGGACCUCCUUCUCCCCCCGCCCCAGUCAUGCAUUCCCCAAGUAGAAAGAUGACGGUCAAGGAGCAGCAGGAGUGGAAGAUUCCUCCUUGCAUCUCUAACUGGAAGAACGCAAAGGGUUACACCAUUCCUCUUGAUAAACGUCUGGCUGCUGACGGCAGAGGGCUGCAAACAGUUCACAUUAAUGAAAACUUUGCCAAGCUGGCUGAGGCGCUCUACAUCGCUGAUAGAAAGGCCAGAGAGGCAGUGGAAAUGAGAGCUCAGGUCGAGAAGAAGAUGGCACAGAAGGAGAAGGAAAAGAGGGAGGAGAAACUGAGGGAUCUGGCCCAGAUGGCUCGAGACCGCAGGGCAGGAAUCAGAAGUCACGAAGACAAAGCAGCAGGUGGCGAGGACGCAGCGGUCAGAGAGCGUGACGAGAUCCGCCAUGACAGAAGGAAAGAGAGACAGCACGACAGGAACAUUUCCAGGGCUGCUCCUGAUAAGAGGUCCAAGCUGCAGAGAGAUCAAGACAGAGACAUCAGUGAGCUCAUCGCUCUGGGCAUGCCCAACCCGCGGUCAGCCAGUGAAGCCCAAUAUGACCAGAGACUCUUCAAUCAGAGCAAGGGAAUGGAUAGUGGUUUUGCAGGCGGUGAAGAUGACACAUACAACGUGUAUGACCAGCCCUUCCGCAGUGGUAGAGACAUGGCUUCAAACAUCUACAGACCCAGCAAAAACAUUGAUAAGGAUGCCUACGCAGAUGACUUUGACACGCUCAUGCAAAACAACAGGUUUGUGCCAGACAAAGAGUUCUCAGGUACUGAUCAUGCUCAGAGACGAGAAGGCCCUGUGCAGUUUGAGGAGGAUCCCUUCGGUCUGGACAAGUUCUUGGAGGAGGCCAAGCAGCACGGUGGCUCCAAAAGACCCUCAACCAGCAGCCGCUCAAAGGACGACUACCACGACAAGAAACGCAGGAAGGAGUGAGAGGGGCAUGGCACCCUGCAAUGGAGGCCCCCAAAUCUCUAUCAGGAAUCAUCAGUCAGAUUUUUGUUUCAGUAAAAGACUGUGAAAGAGGCUCAUGAUUUCCCUUAUUUUUCACAUCUGAUGUUUUUUCUACCUUAUUUUAAUUUCAUUCAGUGUCAUGUUAAAUGACAUGAGUGAACACUUUAAAUAUAACACAGGGGAAGCAUAACUAAUGCUGCAAUGUGUAAGGUCAGCCUCUGCGUCUGAAAGAGUCAUUGUACAAGUUAGGUGUGGAGAGUAGUAUGUGAUAAUGUUAUGACCAUUAAAACCUGUAGAUUUUAGUUAUUGUACCUUUAUUUUUAUUUUCUACAUGUAUUAAACCCAGCAGGAGCUGUUCACAUGAUUCCUCUUCAUCUUUUUAGAUGUUUUAUUUAAGCCUGAGGUGUAUUUGUGAGCAUAGUUAAAACCUGUAUGUGAUGGAAGAUAUGUACAGCAGUAAAACUUAUCUGAAAGAUGUAAAGCAAACCAGCUUUAUAAUUCUUGUACAUUACUACCACUGGAAUAAAUUUCAUAUAGUGUGUAA